CAGAUUGAAAGAAGUGAGAGAAUCCAGUCAAAGCAAAGCAUAGCAUGAUUAAUAAGUGAAGGCAAUCAGUCUGUGGGAAGGAACUACUAUUGCAUAUAGUAAUUCCUGCAGGUAAGAAGAGCCCACCUGCUGAGGACAAAGUUGUGUUAACACACAUGAAGAUAUUGAGCAAUGAAGGAAUUCAAAACCCAGGGUUAAUCCCAGAGGCUCCAGCUGACACAGCCUGCACAGAAGAGUCCCAUCUUCCCGGCGCCAGCCUCCUACCAGACUGCUUGGAAAAUCCAAAUGCAGCAGCCGCACCGGUAGAUCCAAACUGUGCAGAUGGCCCGGCAAGCACUGACUACGUACCCACCCUGCCUGACCUCAGCGCCUUCGAGUCCAAGUGCCGGCUUCAUAGAUUCUCCAAAUUUGAAUCUGAGGACUCAGGGGUUGAAUUGCCAAGUGGGGCUAAUUCUCCAUCAACGCCGACUGGCUCAGAGAAGAGCUUUGUGCUUCACAGCAGAGACUCAUUUUGUGACUCAGGUGUGCUUAGCACCUCUUCUUCUCCAGAAAUUGACCAUCAGCUAAUGAGAACAUGUAAAGAACAUGCCGGAAAAGUCAGCCUCCAAGAUCCAGAGAGCAAAAACCAAGAUGAUUACUACAGCCAGGAGGCAGAUGCUGUGCAGGGUCCUGCAGCUUCCCUUGAAGACUUCAGUGUCCCUCAGGAAGAAAAUCCUGAUGAACAUUUUGACCAGAGUGACAAGCAGUUUCCAGAAAAGGAACCUACCCCAGAGAGGGACCUUUCCAGGGAAAGCACUCUUUCCACCCCAGGUCCCAUAGAAGAGCCAAAGACAAUUGCUGACAGUUUCCCAGAGAAUUUUGGCAGCAUGCAAGACCUUCAGAUCCACGAACAUCCGCUGAAGAAGUACCCCACAAGUGACAGUCUGAAUGAAUACAUGGAUGAAUGCUGUAGACUGAGUGAGGUGAACCAAGGUAACAGCAAAGCCCUGGGAUCUGGUCUGGGAUACCUAGAACACAUUUGCCAACUGAUUGAAAAGAUUGGGCAGCUGCAGGAGCACAACCUGCGUCUCCAAAAACAAGUGUGCAGCUUGCAGAAAGAGCAGAAGAUGUGCCAGUUAAAAGAGGAGUACCUUCUGCAGCACUGCUCCUGUGGAGCUGCCAGCAUCUUCCUCAGCUCACAUCAAGACAUUAAAACAAUGUUUGCUGGGAGGACCAGACCUCACAGCCUCUUGGUUCAGACUGGAAACCCAUCUGAUCUUUCCAUCAUCCCAGAAAUAGGAGCGAACACUGAAAAGCUGAGCAGCUGCAAUGGAAGCGAGAGAGACUCAGAAUCAGGAAAGAGCCAGCUGAUGGUGGGGCUCAGGAAGUCAUCAAACAACAGGAACAACAAGGAGAAUGAGUUCAGAGAAGCUGGCAGUAUGGCUGAGGGACAGGCUUUUCUGUCAAAGGACCCUUCAGUAAGAAAGGGUCUGGAUGUCAGCAAGAACAUCUCGGGCGAGAGCCAUGCUUGGGGGAGAAUGAGAGAUCUUAUGAGAAAGACACGGUUGAGAAAUCAGAACAAGCUGGGACUGACCUCUGCUGCUCUGAAGAGGUCCUGCCCACAGUUGUACAGGCCAGAUAUUAUGUCUUCAGAGCUGAAGAAAACUGAGAGGAACUCCAUGAUCAUUCUGGGACAAAAUACAAAGAAUGAAAACAUGUGGCCUUUCUGAUAACCUGAGUCAAAUGGAACAAGAAAGGCAACACAAGAACACAAAGGACACAAAACCAAGAACUCCAGGGUUACUUUGUGCAAUCUGCAUUCUACAGUUGUCAACAGAGCAACUCUGAUUUGAGCAUCGAAAGGGAAAGAGGGAAGGGGGAGGUUGAGAAGGGUCUGUGGGCAGAGGCAUCCUCAGCUAUGUAUGGCUUCACUCCUGAACUUGAAGUGUAUUUACAAAAGUCAUGGAUGAAAAUUGCUAUUAGCAUCACAGCAACAUAACCAACAGAGACUUUUAAGACACAGAAAUUCUUCCUCCAGUCUGGGUUGGGUACAUAACUACCUGAAACACUGAAGCUUUUAAACUGUCAUUGCUUUCUGGGGACCUUCUCCAGCUGAAAUAAAUGUAAGCUUUAUGGGACACAGCAUCAUCUAAAGGAGUGCCAGGGACUCCUUGCCCAGUGCAGAAGUGGCUGUUGAAAGGAGAGCCUCCUCUUUCUGGGGGUCUGAGUUGCAGUCUCUGCUUGUCCCCAGCACAGCUCCUCCCUUCAGAGCUGUGCCAUUUUGCUGGAAUCCAACAGGAAAACCAAGUGUGUAAAGCUGAAGUCAUUCCUUAAUCCAGGACUGGCUUCCCAUCCUGUGAGCCUACUCCUUCUGCAGGGGCCCCCAGACUCCAGUACUACCCUACACAGAAGCUGGCAUUGUGCAUGCUCAUUGUAGAGACCAGAGUGAGAGGUAAUGCAGGAAUCAGCCUUUCCAGAGACUUCAGGGCACAGCCAGGGCAAUGCCUCUGCUUCACUGGGCAGCCCAACUCUUGUGCUAUCAGUCUUUUAAUUUUUCUUUCUUUUUUUUUUUUUUUUUUUUUGGCAGCAGGGGGAGGGGCAAGGUAGGACACCAGGCUUGAAUUCCUACUUUUAAGUUACAUUUAAGUCCUCUGUCUGUGCAGGUGAGAGCCUGAGGCUGUAGGUGGAGCAGUCAUGCUGCUUUGUGGCUCAGCCAGCAGUCUCUGAUGGGAAAAGGUGAGAAGGAGAGCAGAGCUGCAAGGCAGUUAUUGAAAUACAUCCUUUAUAAACUGCUGCUCUUUUGGGAUACGUUAAGAACUGUAUAACAGUACGAGUGUAUUUGGUGGCUGCCUUAUUACCACGUGCUUGCUGAUUCCAGACUCAAGGAACAGACAGUGCAUGCUUCUGAAAGUCCUGUGGUUGCAGUGGUCUGCGCCCUAGCUCUCAUUGGUACUAGCAAAAUAAUUAAUGCACAUGGAGUAAAGAUUUAAUUAAACUAAACUUGCCACUUGAUAAAGCAUCAUUCUACCCCAUAAGUUAAAAUAUAAUUAGAAGUUAAGCAACUGGUGUUUAAAAAUCUCUCCCCAGCCCAAACUUGCCUGAGAACCAAGAUUUGAGAAGCUUCAGCAGGCAAAGUCUCUUGGUAACAGAUGCUUCACCGUUGCUCAUCCAGAUCAGUUGGAGCCCUUGGAGUCCUCCAAACCAGAGCAGGAUCUUUUCUGGAAUUCAGAGCAGCUCAGCCAUGCUCUCCAAGGGCAGCUGCGGUUUGCAGGGAUGAGUGAAGGCAGUAGCCCAUGCCUAGUGCUCCAAGUACUCAGAAGGGUUGCUACUGUUGUUACUUAGCACCUCAAAAAAACCCCCCACAAAAACCCCAAACAAAAUAACCAAAGCCCAAUUAAAAAGAAAAAGGUCUGUGCUGACUCAAAGUUAGCACCCUAAAGUAGGUGCUGUGUUUAAUGUUUCAGUUGUAGCUGCUGCUGCUGCAGGACUUGGUUAUUCACUGUGCAUCUUGCUAGCUUCAUCCAAAGCUAGAAAGAUUUAUUACUUGAUUAUUCUGUGAAUAAUCUGUAUGUCUCCAUAAAUACAGGGAACAAAAAUCCUGCAUUAACAUACACCCUCCAUUAUCUCUCCAGCUUUACAGAGACUGUAACGAAUGUGAAUCAGUGCAAACUGACUUUAAUGUGUUUUAAGACGUAGCAUUAUGAACUGGUAUUUCCUACCACCAUCUCCAUUCACGUUAUAAGUUUGUUGGUUUGGAUUUUUUUUUAACUCAGAUGAGCUAGCACUCUUUUUUUAUUACAGCAUUAUAUUAAAUAUAUUCAUGUAUUUUCAGAAAUAAAUGUAUUUAUAAUGUGUAACAUACUGUAUAGUUCUCUACUCCAGGAUGCAUUGUAAUACAAGCAUAAGAAAUUUAAUAAAAGCAUCACCAUUAUGAUAA
Molecule: messenger RNA, 3916 nt
Organism: Corapipo altera (White-ruffed manakin)
Lineage: Eukaryota; Metazoa; Chordata; Aves; Passeriformes; Pipridae
Exons: 9
Coding region: 156-1709 (517 amino acids)
Source: RefSeq, a predicted model, not a curated record